This is a messenger RNA of Alosa alosa (allis shad), 1078 nucleotides long. Its product is annotated as coiled-coil domain-containing protein 42 homolog. The record is from RefSeq and is a predicted model, not a curated record. NCBI's taxonomy places the organism in Eukaryota, Metazoa, Chordata, Actinopteri, Clupeiformes, Clupeidae. The coding region runs from base 81 to 935 and encodes 284 amino acids. The transcript is spliced from 2 exons.
UUACUUUAGUAACAAGAAACCAAACAAAUGACGGGUGAAACCUAACUUUGCUAACAAAGUUGCCAUUUUAUUAUCCGAUCAUGGCCCAAGUAAAUCUCGAGGAUUACUUUAGAGUCAUUUUUGAAGAGGAUAUUUUACAUCUGCCUGUACAGCGACAAAAUCUGAAGACCAGCGCCAUGCGAAUUUUAGAAAAAAGACGAGAGAUGGGUCAUGUGGAUGCGUCUUUAAAAUCAAAGCGUUGUGAGUUUGAGGUGGUCUGUGAAAAAAUCGCACAAAAGAGAGAAGACUUGUGGAAGAAAGAAAAGGGAAUGAAGAAAUCUUUGCUCAAAUUUGACAGGUUCAUCAGAGAGAAUGAUGCCAAACGAUCACGAGGUGUCCGAAAAGCCGAAUUGCAGAGGGUGGUGGUGGCCCAGAAAGAUAAGGAACUAGAGGACUUGAUAAAGGAAUACAACAUUUUGCUCUCCAGAAGAGAGAAACUUCAUGACAGAUUAAUGCGCGCAUCUGUCUAUCCUCUUUUCCUGACCACAGUUGUUAAAAAGUCUCAAAAGUUUGACGACAUCAGGCAUUUGAUCAGUCGGUUUGACACCCUUCUCGUGACCCGUGACCAAUUGCUAGAUCAAGGAAGGGGAGCAGACAUCAAAACCGAACGAGAACGCACUGGAUUAAAGCGCUAUGUCAAUGAACAGAGCUCUGUCCUCCUCCAGCUAAAUAAUACCCUAUCAGAGCUGCAAACCGAACUGGACAGGGCGCUCUCACAAGCGUGCAGGUGGGAGUAUGCCUGGAACCACAUCCAGUCCACAGCGGCAAAGGAAACUCUCAUGCUUGGCCAGAUUAAUGAAAGGGCUUUUGGUGAUGGACCUCUUCUGGAGAUGGAGGAGGACAACAACCCUCAUUACUGCACAACAACCACAAAAUGGAUUGAACACAGGCUCUGACAUCUUAUUUUAGUUUUCCCUGUCAUGUUUUAUUCACUGUCUCUCUCACAUUCAAACUGUCUGCUGAUCUCAUUAUGUUUGUUCUCUAAAUAAAUUUUGAACUGCAGUCCAUGGCCUUUUAGGAGUGCAGCUUGCUAAUGUUU